Messenger RNA from Schistosoma guineensis, 947 nucleotides. The record is from the annotation of a GenBank genome assembly. Lineage: Eukaryota; Metazoa; Platyhelminthes; Trematoda; Strigeidida; Schistosomatidae.
UAAGAGUACUUAAACUGAUUUUCUAACUAUGAACUCCGGAAAUAGUGUAAUUUAAGGUGUGUGAAAUUAAGUGACCUCGACUGAACGUAUUGUGUUUGGAAUUCGUAAUAAUGAUUACGAAUUCCAAACACAAUACUCUUAAGCGUACCAUCAAGUACAAAGGAAUCAUCGGUUAGUACAAAUACCACAUGUUCUCAUUAAAUUUCGUAAGCUAGCCACCGUUACCUAAUUUCUGGGCUAAUUAUUGGUUGCUGGAAGUGUAAACGUUUGUAACUGUAUAAUGGUUGUUUAGGAUUAUAUCAAAUGUGGAAGUUACAUCUACGCACUUCUGGCAACCCAUACUUUAUCCAGAAGGUUUGCAGAAGUCCUCAUUCUCUUUUGAAUAUCACAUAGCGUCAAAAAAACCCAACUCGUCCGGUGAAUCGUUAUGUAGAACUAGUUUUUGUUCCAGCCAUCUCAUUUCUCACCUAUCGGAUAUUUUCUUUAAAUUAAACUCAAUAUUUACUUGAUAAGGUUUGUUUGACCAUCCAUCAUGCAAUCCGGUAUCUUCCUUAGAUUCCUUCACGUAUAAAGAUGAAGUAAUUCAAUGAAUAAUGGACGUUCCAGUUCGUCUGCUUGAUAUCUUCCCUCCAGACUUUAUUGCAUACAACAUUUUUAUGUUAAAAAAUCAGCGAAUUUUCAUGAAAAUGUAUUUUAAGGUGAUGACAAGUUACACGGGUCUUCUUAUGGGUGUUUUUGCACGCGUAAACUCAGUCGCAUUCUCUGAAGACAUACCACUAAAUGAAACAGCUUGGGCUGCUAGUGGCUAUGCUCCCUUACAUGUGGAGGAAGCUUAUGUAAUGGUGUCAAAUAACUGUUUUAUAGCUGCUGGGAUCUACGUCGUCCUGCUAAUUUUUUCAGGUGUUCAAUACUAUUUCAAUAAACGAGCUAACUACUUAGCGCAUUAA